UAAAAUCUUUUUAAAAACAAAAUAAUAUUGGAGGAGGGUGAUAGAGAGAUAGGAGAAGGAAACUCAAUGUCGCCGAGGGAACAACGAAACCUCAGAGAGAAAGAGCGACGAACGCGCAUGAAACAUCUCUUCAUUAUACUCUCUUCUCAUGUUUCUCCCACUCAUAGGUUGCCAGUGCCUCAACUUAUAGAUCAAGCGACAUCAUACAUGAUCCAGUUAAAAGAGAAGGUAAAUUAUCUGAGGGAGAAGAAAAUGAGUUUGUUAGGAGAAAUGGGGAAUUACUCUGAACGGUCAUCGUCUCUUCUGCCGAAACUCAGUAUCUAUUCGAGGGACUCGACCAUAGAAAUGAAUCUGAUUAUGGAUCUGAACAUGAAAAGAGUAAUGCUACACGAACUUGUAAGUGUGUUUGAAGAAGAAGGAGCUCAAGUUAUAAAUGCUAAUCUUCAGAACUUGAAUGAUAGGAUGAUCAUUUAUACAAUCGUAGGCCAGGCUAUCAUAUGUCGGAUCGGAAUUGAUCCAUCAAGGAUAGAAGAGAGAGUAAGGGAUCUCAUCUUUUGAUGAAGCACAGAAGCAGUAUCAAAGUCCGAAUCAUUAGUCUACAUUACACUAGUGUUAAUGCAAUGUUAUGUAUACGUUCUUUAAAUUCUUUAUAAUGUUGUUUUUGAGUUCCAUUAUGUAAGCAUG
This is a messenger RNA of Brassica oleracea var. oleracea, 684 nucleotides long. RefSeq lists its product as uncharacterized. NCBI's taxonomy places the organism in Eukaryota, Viridiplantae, Streptophyta, Magnoliopsida, Brassicales, Brassicaceae. The transcript is spliced from 3 exons. Gene Ontology annotation, cellular component: RNA polymerase II transcription regulator complex. The record is from RefSeq and is a predicted model, not a curated record. Gene Ontology annotation, molecular function: DNA-binding transcription factor activity, RNA polymerase II-specific; protein dimerization activity; RNA polymerase II transcription regulatory region sequence-specific DNA binding. Gene Ontology annotation, biological process: regulation of transcription by RNA polymerase II. The coding region runs from base 67 to 558 and encodes 163 amino acids.